ACCAUAUUCCAUUAUCCCACUCAAAUUCUAAGUACUCUUAUUGAAUAAACAUUAAAAGAAAAAAAAAUAGUAAUAAUGUUGAAAUCAUUACCGUUAUCACUACUCAAGGUCCUGGCCUUGAUCUUCAAAAUUUGGUCAUGGUGGACCUUAUUAUUAUUAAUGUUCGAAGGAGCCCUAGGAGACCCUCAAAUCAAUUCACUAAUCAAGGCUUGCGGAAAGCUGGUCCCAACCAUCAGCUUGAUCAACUUCAAGAAGAUUCUGAAUGCAACAUUGGAAGACCUGAGAAACCAAAGCACAAGAAAGAACUACUUUGGCACUUCACAUAAUGUUAUGGGAGAUGACACUGUAUAUGGCAUGUUCCAAUGUAGAAGAUACCUUUCUAACACCGAUUGCGCCGCCUGUGUUGCCGCUGCCACUGCCGAUAUCCUUAGUUGCUCCGGUGGGAUUAGUUCCCAUCUUGUAUACGACGGGUGCUCCCUCAGAUAUGGACCAUUCAGCUUCUUCACUGAUGCCAUUCGUGGUGUCAAUGGUAUUCUGUGUGGAAAUCAAACUUCAAAGGGAGAAACCAAUAAGGAUGAUUUUAGUGAGGAAGUAAAACAAGUGCUAAACAAGCUACAAAUAGCAACACCCAAAAUCCCUAAUUACUAUGCAGCCACAAAGACACAAUCAAUCUAUGCUAUUGCACAAUGUGUUGAAACUGUUUCAGCAAAUAGUUGUCAUGCUUGUCUCAACCGUGGAUUCAACGACAUACAAGGUUGUCUUACCUACACAGAUGGUAGGGAAUAUGACGCUGGCUGUUUUAUGAGAUACUCUCACAAACCUUUCUUUGCUGAUAACCAAAUCAUUGAUAUCACACCCUUCUUAGACAAAGGUGAUUCACGCAAGAAGUUGUAUAUAAUAUUUGGUGUUUUGGGAGGUGUAGCUCUUAUUAUUAUGGUCUUCUUUGGAUUUUUCAAGAAAACCAUGAGAGUUCCUAAAGGUGAAAUACCAGGAGCAACCAAGUUGAAAGCACCAAUUAACUAUAAAUACAAUGAUUUAAAAGCUGCAACAAACAAUUUUAACGAAGAAAAUAGACUAGGAGGAGGUGGCUUUGGCAAUGUAUACAAGGGAACUCUAAAAAAUGGUAAAGUUAUUGCGGCGAAGAAGUUGUUCUCAGGUCAAUCCAAGAAGUUGGAGGAUGACUUUGAAAGUGAAGUGAAGUUUCUAAGUAAUGUUCAUCACCGAAACCUUGUUAGACUCCUUGGAUUCUGCAAAAAAGGUCAAGAGAGAAUAAUAGUUUAUGAAUACAUGACAAAUGGCAGUCUUGAUAAAUUGUUAUUUGGUAAGAAAAAAGGUUGGCUAAAUUGGAAGCAACGUUAUGAUAUGGUUUUAGGCACAGCAAGGGGAUUGGCCUAUCUACAUGAAGAGUUUUAUGUUUCAAUCAUUCAUAGAGAUAUCAAAAGUGGCAACAUCCUCUUAGACCAUGAACUUCAGCCCAAAAUUUCUGAUUUUGGGUUGGCAAGGUUUCUUCCAAGUGACCAAUCCAAACUCAAUACUAGAUUUGCAGGAACAUUGGGAUAUACAGCACCUGAAUAUGCAAUUUACGGCCACUUAUCAGAAAAAGUUGAUACAUACAGCUAUGGUAUUGUAGUUCUAGAAAUUAUAAGUGGUCAAAAGAGUACCGAAAUAGUGAAAAAUAAUAAUAAUGAUGAUGACGACCAUGAAUAUCUUAUCAAACAAGCAUGGAAACUUUAUGAGCAAGGCAAGCACCUGGAGUUAGUGGAUAAGAAUUUAGACCCUAAUGACUAUGAUGCGGAAGAAGUGAAGAGAGUGAUAGAGAUUGCUUUAAUGUGCACUCAGGCAUCACCAUCAAAGAGGCCCAAAAUGACUCAAGUAGUAGUCUUACUCACAAGUAAGGCCCAAUUUGAGAAUUUGCAACCUUCAAUGCCUGUAUUUAUUGAGUCAAACUUGAAAUCUCAAGGAAGCAAUUUUGGCUCAAAUGCUACCGUCUCUGAUUCUAUUUUAUCAGCUAGAUGA
This is a messenger RNA of Arachis stenosperma, 2016 nucleotides long. RefSeq names its product cysteine-rich receptor-like protein kinase 2. The transcript has 9 exons. The coding region runs from base 76 to 2016 and encodes 646 amino acids. NCBI's taxonomy places the organism in Eukaryota, Viridiplantae, Streptophyta, Magnoliopsida, Fabales, Fabaceae. The record is from RefSeq and is a predicted model, not a curated record. Gene Ontology annotation, biological process: protein phosphorylation. Gene Ontology annotation, molecular function: ATP binding; protein kinase activity.